CAACCACCCACCUAUUUCAGCCGUGCCCUGACGAAGCAAGUUCUACAAUAGUUUAUGUUUGAGGGGCAAACCAUGAUGCCAAAGGGGAUUCUUGUACAUCUGUGUCUGCUGGGAUAUCUUCAGCGUGUCCUACCUGAAUGCACCGUCACACCCUCAGAGUUUGUGCUGCAGGGUGAUUAUUUGUUAGGUGGACUGUUUGAUGUCCAUCAUGUUAGUGAAAUUCUCUACAGCAGCAGACCUGAAACCAUCAGCUGUUCCAGAGAACGUUUAAUUCUGUCAAGUUAUCGGAGAUUUCAGUUGAUGAGAUUCUCCAUCAAGGAAAUUAGUAACUCUACCAGCCUACUGCCAAAUGUUUCUCUUGGCUAUGAGAUAUUUGACCACUGCUCAGACACAAAGAGUUUUCCAGGUAUUUUCAACCUCAUGUCUGUUGAUGGUUUCAUUAAACCCUGGAAUGAAUCACUCAAGAAUGUGUCUAAAGUGAUAGCAGUGAUUGGCACUUAUACAAGCACCGAGACUCGGACUGUUGCACCUCUCUUCAUGACAGAUCUCAUUCCUAUGAUCAGUUAUGGAGCAGCUAGUUCUGUCUUCUCAAAUAAAGAGAACUUCCCAUCUUUCCUACGAACAGUGCAUCCCAAUAAGGAUGUAAUAGAAGUGGUUUUUCACAUUUUGCUAAACUUUGACUGGCGUUGGGUUUCUUUCCUUUACAGCGAUGAUGAUUAUGGAAGAGAUGGUCAGGACUUGUUUAUAAACAAGAUAAAAGACACUCAGAUCUGCCUGGCAUACAGCAAAGGCCUUAAUCUUAAUACAGACUAUCCUCAAAUUUUCAGACAGAUGGAGACACUUAAUGCAAACAUUAUUAUUGUUUUUGCUCCUGAAUGGACCGCAGAAGCGCUCAUUAAGUCUGCAAUAAGUCAAAAUUUUACCAAUAAAGUGUGGAUAGCAGGGGAUGCCUGGUCCUUACACAAAGAUCUCCCCAAGGAAAAAGGAAUCAGAAAUAUCGGCACUGUACUUGGGGUUGCUGAGCCAAAAAUGACCAUACCUGGUUUCAGUGAUUUCAUCUAUUCUUCCAAAGUCCAGGAUCAAUGUGAAAAUGCAGAACAAGAGACGUUUUGUAAUCAGAUUUGCAACUGCAGCACCAUUAGCGCUGAAGAUGUCAUUACAGCAGACCCAUCGUUUAAUUUUCCUGUCUACUCGGCUGUGUAUGCCAUCGCCCAUGCCUUACACGCCGUCUUAAAUUGUGGAAAUGGAAGGUGUGACAAAAAUAUCACAGUGUACCCACACAUGGUUCUAACAGCGCUGAAGAAGUCCAACUUCACACUAUUAAACCAGAGCAUUCAGUUUGAUGAGAAUGGUGACCCCAAGUUCGGACUCUAUUCAAUAGUUUUCUGGAACCACAGUGGUGAUGCAGAAGAAAUCGGGUUUUAUAACUUUCAAUCGUCAUUCCAGUUUUUGCUCAACAGCACCAAAAUUCAAUGGCAUGCAAAUGGAGAGGUGCCUACUUCAUUUUGUUCCAAAGAAUGUUCCUCAGGAUAUUCAAAAACACAAGAAGGCAUCCACAAAUGCUGCUUCAAAUGUACAAUCUGUCCAAAUGGAACUUAUGUCAACAGUUCAGCGGAUCCCUACACCUGCAUCGGCUGUAAAGGCACAGAGUGGUCUACAGCAGGAAGCACAUCAUGCAGUCUACGGCUGGUGGAGUACGUGCCAUUUACAGACGCUGGUGCUAUAGUGAUCAUGGUCGGGGCCUGGGUCUUGGUGGGUCUCAUUGUGGCUGUGUCUGUUCUCUUCACCAUCAACUACAACACACCUGUUGUCAGAUCUGCUGGAGGACCAAUGUGUUUCCUAAUUUUAGGAUGUCUCUGUCUGUGUAGUUUUAGUGUGUUUUUUUACUUUGAUGAGCCCACAGUUUGUAAAUGUGUCUUAAGGUUUUUGCCCUUUCUUUUGUUCUUCACUGUAUGUCUGGCAUGCUUUCUUGUUCGUUCUUUUCAGAUUGUUUGCAUUUUCAAAGUUGCUGCCAAGUUCCCCAAGCUCCUGAGCUGGUGGAUGAAAUAUCACGGACAAUGGCUUCUCAUCAGUGUGGCAUUCAUCAUUCAGGCAUUCAUACUUGUUGUAGGCUAUUCCAUUGCCACACCAAAACCUUUUAGUGAUACAUUUUGGUAUACAGACAAAAUUAUACUUGGUUGUGACCUAAAUCUUCAAGCAGCAUUUGGCUCGUUGAUUUUCCUGUCAUCGUUGAGCUGUCUUUGUUUUAUCUUCUCCUACAUGGGAAAAAGCCUACCAAAAAACUACAAUGAGGCCAAAGCGAUAACUUUCUGCCUCCUCCUGCUCAUCCUCACUUGGAUCAUCUUUGCCACAGCAAGCAUGCUUUACCACGGGAAGUACAUCCAGACUUUUAAUGCUCUGGCUGUUCUCUCCAGUCUCUACUCCUUUCUGUUGUGGUAUUUCCUACCAAAAUGUUACAUCAUUAUUUGCCAGCCCCAAAAGAACACACAGCAGUACUUCCAAGGUCUCAUUCAGAGUUAUACUAAAACAGUUAGCCAGUAGCUUCCCUUAGAAAUGAGUUUGAAACUUUGUUGGUACUUUUAAUGAUGUGAUAAUUUGGCUUUGCAGAAGUAGAAGAGAAAAAGAAACCAAGUGUGUAGAAGUUAAUAUUUUUCCCCUUUUUCUGUUGUAACUUAACUUUGUUGCUGAUUUUUUAAUGUAUAUGAAUUUAAAAUUACACCUGUGUACCUUUUAAGUGUGCUCUCAUAUUACUUACAAAGCCUUAGAAAUAAUUAAUUAAACAUAUGCAGUCAUCCAAUAAGCUGUUUAUUUUAAGAAAUCCUUUCACAAUGUAAGUACAGAUUAGGUUUAUUUUUGUAGGAUAAUUGAUAUAGUACUUCACAACCUAAACUUAACCUAAAAAUGAUGUACGAUGGACCCGGACGUGAAGUAGCUGUUGUUAAGCAUUUUGCUAGUGUGAAUAUUUACAGGUUAGUUUUACAAAACCUAUCUAUUACUAUUGCUAUUACCUAUUUAAUAAAAUAUCUUGUGUGUUUUGUUUUCUGUUAUAUACAUAUCAUGCAACACAUGACCCUUGUUGGAUGGUGGGUGAUUCUUUUUUUUUUUUUUUUAAGUGGCUAGAAUAUUAUUUUCAUCACAUCAAGACAGCACUUAACUUAAUUUCUAACAUUUUGCAUAUAGAUUGAAUCUAGAGCCCGGUACAUAUAGAUUUCUGUGCCAUUUUUACUGUUAUCACUUAGUUUAGAGUUCUUUAACUUUGUUUGAAGAGUAAAUAUUUUUAUAGUUACCCUACA
Melanotaenia boesemani (Boeseman's rainbowfish) is the source of this 3293-nucleotide messenger RNA. RefSeq names its product taste receptor type 1 member 1-like. Gene Ontology annotation, cellular component: membrane. Gene Ontology annotation, molecular function: G protein-coupled receptor activity. The record is from RefSeq and is a predicted model, not a curated record. The transcript is spliced from 6 exons. NCBI's taxonomy places the organism in Eukaryota, Metazoa, Chordata, Actinopteri, Atheriniformes, Melanotaeniidae. Bases 55 to 2541 code for a protein of 828 amino acids. Gene Ontology annotation, biological process: G protein-coupled receptor signaling pathway.